This is a messenger RNA of Neomonachus schauinslandi (Hawaiian monk seal), 485 nucleotides long. RefSeq names its product undifferentiated embryonic cell transcription factor 1 (gene UTF1). The transcript has a single exon. The record is from RefSeq and is a predicted model, not a curated record. The annotation marks the transcript as partial. NCBI's taxonomy places the organism in Eukaryota, Metazoa, Chordata, Mammalia, Carnivora, Phocidae.
ACGUCCCGCCGCCGCUGGCCGCCCGCGACCCCGACGCAGACCCGGCGUGGACGCUCAGGUUCAGCCCGACCCCGCCCAAGUCUGCGGACACCCCCCGAGUUCCCGGCUCCCCGACGGCGCUCCCCGCGGUCGCCCCCGCGCCGGGCCGCCCCGAAGACCACGCGCCUUUCCGGGCCCCGGGAUCCCCGCCGCCACCGGCCCUGGACGCCACCCGGGAGGACCCCGACUCUCCGCCCAGCCGCCCCGAGGACCACGCGUCCCCGCAGUCCGCGCCUCCGUCGCUGAACGCCGCCCUUCUGCAGACCCUGGGGCACCUGGGCGACAUCGUGGCCAUCCUCGGCCCGCUGCGCGACCAGCUGCUGACCCUGAACCAGCACGUGGAGCAGCUGCGCGGCUCCUUCGACCAGACCGUGUCCCUGGCCGUCGGCUUCAUCUUAGGCAGCGCCGCCGCCGAGCGAGGCGUCCUGGCCGACCGGCGAGAGUGA